Molecule: messenger RNA, 843 nt
Organism: Dibothriocephalus latus
Lineage: Eukaryota; Metazoa; Platyhelminthes; Cestoda; Diphyllobothriidea; Diphyllobothriidae
Source: the annotation of a GenBank genome assembly
CCAUCUCCGCCCCAAAAUUUGAAGGCGAAUGCGACUUCAACAACAAUAAUGGUCUCUUGGGAGCCACCUGCUUCACCAAAUGGCAUAAUUGACAAAUAUAUUGUGGAAAUUGCCGGUUUGGAAACCCAGCCUGUGAUACUUAGUUUAACUGCCACGUUCUCUGGCCUUACGCCUAUGACGAAGUACAACGUUACUGUAAAAGCUAGCAACUCUCCCAACUCUACCUCAGAGCCUACCUCAAUAGAAGUAACUACACUUCCGAGUGGAUUGGUAGCGCCGACUAAUCUCAAUUUGGUGGCGACGGGAAAUACCAGUUUGAAUGCAUCCUGGACUUACACACAAGGCAGCACUCCUGUCCAGAAGUAUACAGUAAAGAUAACUUCAAGUAAAAAUCCCAACACGACUACCCAGGAAACAACAGAAAAAUAUAUCACGGUGAAUAACCUCGAGUGCUUCACGGAAUAUACUGUUGAAAUUGCGGCAGUCGGUAAUGACAUGGCUGGCCCGACGGUCAGUGGAAAGGUGAAAACUUGGCCAGGACUACCCGAGAUGCCGGAAAUUUAUUAUCUUGGUUACUCGAGUGCUCCAAAGCGAAUCGAUGUAAAAUUCAGAGAGCCUCGGUUAAAUGGAGAGCUAUCCUCUUAUGAAUACGAGUUCUAUUUCAAUGAUACUUCCUUUGACGGUGGCUGGGCUUUCACGGGCAGUUUCGAUUCCAAACCAUUAAAAAAAUUGGGCGGCUAUUUUGUGGAAGUGUGGGCCAAUACGAAACCGAACCAGGAAGGCCAUGGUGGUGGUAGGGGUCCCGCAUGCCGGGCCGGACCAAUUAUGUAUCCACCUCAAUAG